UCCUUCCCAGUCAGAAGCAGAUCCUAAAGUGCAUUCAGUUGCUGUUGUGGCUGGGUGGCAGCACAGUCAGACAGUCUCUUUGGUUGAACGGUAAUUCACUCUGACGGAAAACAGGACUCUUUUAACUUAGCGACCAAUCGAAAACACCUCCUACCGGCGUCCCUGAACAAACUCCGGCUCUGCACGACAGCUUUAGUCCUGCAGGUAAGCUUGCUAACGGUGCCGUGGAAACUACAAGCAGCAAGAACCUAAAGAACCUGCUGUGGAAAGGCCCUCGUGAAUGUCAACAGCAUGUCCAGCCACUUUGCCGUUUCUCUGUGAAUGGAUUAGAGGCAAGUUGUGACCAUGCGCUGCCUGGCUGCCCGGGUAAACUACAAGACCCUCAUUGUUAUCUGCGCCCUCUUCACACUCAUCACUGUGUUGCUAUGGAACCGCUGCUCCACUGACACCUCCCUACGCUUCCUGCCCCGUUCUGCUCUGGUGGCUCCAAGUCCCAAGGUGGGGGAUGCUAGCAUCAGCAGCCAACAGCAUCCUCCACAACCUCCAGAGCCCCCGCCUGUUGUUGGGGCCGUCGGCGGGAUCAAGUAUGAAGAAAUUGACUGCCUGAUCAACGAUGAAUCUACUAUCAAAGGCCGGAGAGAGGGCGGAGAGAUUUACCUGCCCUUCAGCUGGAUGGAAAAAUACUUUGAGGUGUACGGCAAAGUAGUGCAGUACGACGGCUACGAUCGAUUUGAAUUCCAGCACAGCUAUUCAAAGGUUUACACUCAGCGUGAGCCCUACCACCCCGAUGGAGUUUUCAUGUCAUUUGAGGGAUACAAUGUGGAGGUCCGCGACCGUGUCAAGUGUAUAAGUGGAGUGGAAGGCGUGCCUCUGUCCACUCAGUGGGGCCCUCAGGGCUACUUCUAUGCCAUCCAGAUUGCUCAGUACGGCUUGAGCCAUUACAGCAAAAACUUGACCGAGCGUCCUCCCCAUGUGGAGGUCUACGAUACCGCAGAGGAGAGAGACAGCCGGGCCGGCACAGCGCCCUGGAGUGUGCCAAAAGGUUGCAGCCUCAGCCGUGUCCACGACAAGUCCCGAUCUACCUCUGUGCGUCAGUUCAGCGCUCCAGAGUCCUCAGAAGGCGUGUCCCUCCAGCUGGGUAACUCCAAAGACUUCAUCCUCAGCUUGGACGUCAAAUUCACCUCCAACGGCAGUUUGUCUGUGAUCCUGGAAACCACGGAGAAGGGCCCGCCUUUCACCAUCCACUACGUGACCAGCACACAGCUCAUCGCCUUCAAAGACCGAGAAAUCACCUACGGUAUCGGUCCACGAACUGCGUGGAGCACUCUGACCCGAGACCUGCUCACCGACCUCAGGAAGGGUGUCGGACUGUCAAACACAAAGGCUGUGAAGGCAACAAAGAUCAUGCCCAGACGGGUGGUGCGACUACUCCUCCAUGGCCGAGGCUUUGUCGACAACGUCACAAUCUCCACCACUGCCCACAUGGCCGCCUUCUUUGCUGCCAGCGACUGGCUGCUUCGUAACCAGGAUGAGCGAGGUGGCUGGCCCAUCAUGGUCACCCGUAAACUGGGUGAAGGCUUUCGGCCUCUGGAGCCCGGCUGGUACUCAGCCAUGGCCCAGGGCCAGGCCAUGUCCACCCUGGUGAGAGCCUACCUCCUCACCAAGGACCAGGCUUACCUCAACGCUGCCCUCAAGGCAGUUGGACCCUACAAGGUGCCUUCAGCGCAGCACGGGGUCAAAGCUGUGUUCAUGAACAAGUACGACUGGUAUGAAGAAUACCCCACCACGCCCAGCUCCUUUGUCCUCAACGGCUUCAUCUACUCCCUGCUGGGACUCUUUGACUUAGCUGAGACAGCCGGAGAGAAGCUUGGCAGGGAGGCUGGGCAGCUGUUCAACCGUGGCAUGGAGUCGCUGAAGGCCAUGCUGCCGCUCUUUGACACAGGGUCCGGGAGCAUCUAUGACCUGCGUCACUUCAUGUUGGGCACUGCGCCCAACCUGGCCCGCUGGGACUAUCACACCACGCACAUUAACCAGCUACAGCUGGUGGCAUCCAUGGACAACUCUCCCAUCUUCAAGGAUGUGGUCAAGCGCUGGAAAAACUACUUGAAAGGGAUUCGUGCCAAGCACAACUAGAAAAACAGCAGCCCACGCAUAGUAUACAGCUGAGAUGACGACUGAAAGGUUGAACACACUCUGCGUGAGCAUGGUUGAUUGAAUGUGAGGCAGAUGUUCACACUGUGUGUGUGUAUCCGUGUGCGUUUGAAUGUUGGUUGAGAUUCAUAAUCUUAAGGAUGAGUUUAUUCAGCUGCAGCUCUCAACACUUACCGUUUCUCAUGUGCUCUGCUGCAGGUUUUAUAUUUCCUGCAACGCUGACUGUAGCUCUCCUCCUGUUUUUUUGGGUUUUUUUUGGGUUUUUGGGUUUUUUUCCUUAAGCUAGUGUUUGUAAUUAUGCACAGACCUAGUUUCAGAGUGUGUUUGUGUUCAGGAAGAGUGUGUGUGUGUGUUAUUGUUAAGUAACAAUAUACCGUAUGACGUUAGAGAACUGGAUUGUAUAAACUGAAUCACAUCUCUGACAUUCUUUCAUGCAUCCACCACAAUUCUCCAGUUGUAUUUUUUUACCACUUUAUUCAGAUUUGCAGAGUUUAUUGAAACGAAUAAGCUGUUUAAAAAAAAAAGGCCAGAAUAUAUUAUUUUGAAUAAAUUAUUUUGAGGACAAUGUUUCCACAAAAAAUAAUAUAAAAUAUCAUAUAAAAAUUCUGGAUUUUUUUUUUCUGCAGAGCAGUAUUCCUUCAUAGCACAUUUCUGUAACCCUCACAGCUUUUAACUUUUAAGUCAACAUGUUUUUUGUUUUUUUAAGUACACCAAGUUUGAGCUGUUUGCUGAGAUGAAUUUGUUUGUCUGUCAUCCCUUUACAGAAAUGCUGAAGAGUCAGAUGUUUAAUGCUUCCAAACCAGAAACUUCCAGUUCUUUUCCGAAGCCCCUGAAAACACAGUCAGAUAGUCACAAAUAUGUUUUGGAGUGGGAUUAUGUUAUGUCUUUAGUGAGCUUAGCUCCUUUAAAUAUUUUUUUCCAUGGAUUAGCUGCUUUAAAAUUAGCUCUGAGGAUAAACGCCUCAAAUGAGUAUUUGAAUUGAGAUGGUUCAACCAGCUCCACUACCAGAGGGUCUCAUUGCUUCCUACCCAUAAUUCCACUGUGUUCAGCUCUUGCAGGUAGCAUGCAGCCACUUGCCACCUGAGAUAAAACCACCAGGCUGGCACCAGUCAGUCCUAAUUAAUAAUUCGUCUUAUUAGCCAUCGGUGCUAAAGCGUCUGUAAUGCUCGUAACCUUUAUGUAAUGUUUCAGGAUGAGGAAGUGUGUGCUGCUCAGCUCGUACAGUGCAGGUUUCCCCACAUGAGAGAUCCUGGAUUGUGAUCUGGCAGCUGUGAAAUGAGUCACUAAUUUCACUGAUCAAGAGUCGCUGUCGCUGUGUUUUUCUCCUCAUUUGCACAGUUUGGGUAGAGCUUAAAAAUCGAUAUGUAAAACGUCAUCGUGGUCUAUUAUCUCAGAGUGGACAUGAGUAAGAUUCAGUGUUGACAAAGAUCAAUAACUUCUUCAGAUCUGAAUAUGUUCUGACUAGGGACUACAGAUUACUACAUGUAAACACCACACAUGUAAAUUUUUCUUAUGUGGCUAACUCUGAAACAUUUAAAUUUGGUUUAAUGUUGAUUAUGGCACACUGUCUCAUACAGAUAGAAAGAUGGAUAGACAGACAGGUAUAAAAAGAAGAGUUCAGUCCAGUUUGUCCCAGCUGUGUCUUUUUAAUCUCCCGUCAUACCAUAAGAAAUUUCCAGUGGCAGCGAUUUUAGACUAAAUCUCAGAGAAAUCACUCAACUUGUCAUUGUUAACCAUUAAUAUCUUUUAAUCCCUUUAAUGUCCCUCAGUUUGAACGUCAGAACCAUUAUUUGUAGCUUUAUGUCCAUUCAUUUUCAUUCCCUUGUUUCUACCUUCCUUUUAUUUACAUGUCGUUUCCAUGGGAAUCUCCUCUGAAAACUCUUCCCCUGUAACUCAGACUUCCACAUGAUAAUGGCAGGAUGCAAGCGUAGGUGGUGUAGAUGUAUGUGCUGUGUAUUCAGGUAGAUAGACGUGUGGGCAGCAGAGGCACAGCUGCGUCUCACUAACAUGUCAAUUUAUAACGUUUAAACAGACAAUGCCAGGAGCGCUGAAGGUCGAGAUGCAUUCAUGACGAGCAUAAAGAGGCUGUCAUUCCCAGCAGCCUCCCAUUGCUCCUCUCAGCUGCUGUGGGUGCAUGAAUUCAGCGUUUUUAAUCUCCGCGCUGCCCCGUUGACCGCUGUACGAGGAGACACCAGCUCGCCAAGACACUAACAAUUCACCCAGCUAAUAGGCUGGAGAGCCUGCGCACGCUACAGUCGGGGAUGAGUCAGCAAUCAGCGGCAUCGCACUCACAAAGAAAACAAAGUGGAGCCCUCAGCAUUAAUGAGCCUUUCAUCGAUCUGCUUUAAAGAUCUUUAAUGCGAUGCUGGGAGAAUCAAGCUGGUUUGUUCUACUGAAUCUGUUGAUGGUUAAUUUGGUCGUUUUCAAACACAAAAAACAAACAAGAGAGAAAGAGAUGAAAACAUUCUGUCAGAUGGUCUGCUUUCAAACCUGUGAGCUUUGAAAGUGAAAUCAAUAGAGGCAUGCGAUUCAGUUCAGUGUGACAGGAAAAGGUCCUGCGGGUGCAUCUUGCUGACCUUACAGCUUCAUCUGAAACAACAACAACUGAGUGAGAAUUUAGCAGUUUGGAUCAUUGGGGCCACUGUUCAGAAAACAAUCUGAGGCUGAGAGGUAAAAAAGGUUGGAAUACUUUAAGAACAAAGUCGUGAUAUCAUGAGGAACAGGAAACCUUUGGCCAGGGAACGUAUUAACUGUACAAUACAGUGCAUAUAUAUAAUGCUCAUAUACUGUAUUGUACAGUUACAGGAACAGCUGAAACAUAUGUAAUCCAGUGUACCCAGUUUAAUCACAAUAUACUGCAGUUUGUUCUCAAAGCAACCUUUUUGACCUUUUUCUCAUAUAAUAUAUGAUAACUUUUAAAAAAAAUACAACAACUUUUUCUUUACGGUUGAGCCUUCGCCUCCUUUGAGUUUAUACUGUGGAUGUUUUGGGUUUUUUUAGAUAAAAGUUAAAUGUUGUCCCAGAGGAGAGGUAUGAGUGCACUUUUACUUUCCAGUAGUCCCAGUUUUUGGGAUUCUUUGCUGAUCCUUAGUUUAAUUUCCUGUUCGCAUUUCUUUCGCAUUACUUGCAUAAUUUCUCUUUGCCAUUUCGACAGGAUAAGUAUGUAGUUUAAGGAGAACACACAGGAAUGAAAGUUUUGUGUGUGACUAAAUGUCCUUUUUCUUUAUACCAAAGUCAUUGAUUCAAGUGUAUUAGAAUUUUGUAUAUUUUUGUGUGAAGCGAUUUUCCAUUCAGCAUUUAAUGACUUAAAGUCUCCGUGGAGACAUCACAGAGAGACACUGCCUUUCCAUAAACACUACUUUGUCAAAUGUAGGGUGAAUUAAUAAUAAUAGCAAAAAUAAGGUGUGUAAAUUUUGCUUAUCAUUAAGGGGAUGUGUGCAACUAGAGAUUAGCAUUUAGUCAGCUACUGUUUCACAGGCAAAUGGGCCAAUAGGUGCAAACAUUUCUCUUUCCUUUUUUUUCCUUUCUUUUUGAGGGUGUGUUUGUAUCAUUAAUAAUUUGCAGAGGUGAUUUGCUAGAUAGAUAAAAGCACAAUGUCACAUUUUUGGUUGGUUGUAUUUCUUUGGCUUUGUUUUUCUUUUCAGGACAAUGUGCAACGUCUUCAUGAGGGAAGCUGCUAUUAUUGUUCACUGUGCAACAGUUAUAACUUCUUUUCAUUUUACUGGUAUGUUUUGUUUUUUUGCUUUUUUUACUGUCCAUUAAAGACUUCAACAUAUGACCCCUGAGGUCAAAUGUGAUUUAUGCAAUAAAAUGUUUACUGGGGUUGUGACACCACAGGAGACCCAGAGCGGUUGUACAGACUUCACAAUCAAAGCACAAUGUGCAAAUGCUACCAUUUUUUUAGUCAAAGGAAGAGACGUGUUUAUAUACAGAGUAAAUCUUUGUGCUUUAAAAAUGUGCUUUUUGGAGGUGUAAAAAAUAAAAAAAUAAAAGCAUUUUUCUUAAA
Molecule: messenger RNA, 6157 nt
Organism: Scatophagus argus
Lineage: Eukaryota; Metazoa; Chordata; Actinopteri; Scatophagidae
Gene: glceb
Product: glucuronic acid epimerase b
Exons: 6
Coding region: 346-2133 (595 amino acids)
Biological process (GO): heparan sulfate proteoglycan biosynthetic process
Cellular component (GO): Golgi apparatus
Molecular function (GO): heparosan-N-sulfate-glucuronate 5-epimerase activity
Source: RefSeq, a predicted model, not a curated record